AUGGACCAGAAGCCCAAUCCCAGCGACUUUAACCCUUCGGGCCACUUCGAUCAGCUCUCGUCCAAAUAUGAUAAUCUAAUCGGCCUCAUGACGGGCGACAUCGCACGCUACACCUUACGAGAACUGAUUGAGCCGCCCAGUGCGGACAUGGUGAUCCACGACAACGCCUGCGGCACAGGUCUCGUCACCGAAUACCUGCAGCAGGUUUCUGCCCAGCGGGGGAUCUACCCGAGGAAGAUCCACGCCACAGACUUUGUGCCGUCCGUCACCCAAGUGAUGCAGAACAAAGCGACGCAACAGCAGUGGCAGAACGUGGACAUCUCGGUCAUGGACAGCCAGGACCUCACGUUUGCAGACGGCACGUUCGACCUGAGCAUCACCAACUUUGGCAUCUUUUUCCUGCCCGAUCCGCAGAAGGGGGCGGACCACAUCCACCGCACGCUGAAGCCCGGCGGCGUCGCGGUCGUCACGGCGUGGAAAGAGCGGCGGAUCAUGGACACGAUCGCAGCCGCGCAGGAGGCGAUCCGGCCGGAUCUGAAGACCUUGUCGAGCCCGUGGGCGGAGCGCUGGUCACGGGAGGAAACACUGCGAGACGUCCUCGUCGCCGCGGGCUUCAAGGCCGAGAACGUGCGCAUCGUGGAGAAACGGACGGACGCGGUGGUAGAGCCGUUCCUGCGCGACCCCGACAUGGUCGCCCGGUCGUACCCUGCGGCUGUGGAGGGGUGGAGCGACGAGGAAAAGGCGAGACUGGGAGGGGAGAUGUUGAGGAUCGCACGCGAGAGGGAUCCCGAGGAUGGUGGUGUCGGCGGUCUCUACUUUGUGGCGUAUGUCGCGAUAGCGAAAAAGUGA
Molecule: messenger RNA, 849 nt
Organism: Fonsecaea nubica
Lineage: Eukaryota; Fungi; Ascomycota; Eurotiomycetes; Chaetothyriales; Herpotrichiellaceae
Exons: 1
Coding region: 1-849 (282 amino acids)
Molecular function (GO): S-adenosylmethionine-dependent methyltransferase activity
Source: RefSeq, a predicted model, not a curated record